AAAUUUCACUACAUAAACCGUAAAAACGCAACGCAGCUGCAAAACAUUAAUCCUUCUCACAGAUCUAUAAUUCUCCAAAAAAAUCCCUCUUUUUUGAGUUUCAAUUUUCUCUCUCCUCAAUUUCAUCUUCAUCAAUGGAUGCCCUAGAUCAAGUUUUCGAUCCUUUGAGAGAUUUCGCUAAGGACAGCGUUCGUCUUGUUAAGCGUUGCCACAAACCCGAUCAAAAAGAGUUUACGAAGGUGGCUUUCCGUACUGCUGUUGGAUUCGUUGUAAUGGGUUUCGUGGGUUUCUUCGUCAAGCUCAUCUUUAUCCCGAUCAACAACAUUAUCGUUGGAUCUACUUAGAUUGAUUGGUCAUCUUGCUGCAAUUUUGUCUGUUAGAGAGCAACAAAUGAAGAGAGAAUGGACAUCAAAUGCUUCAAGAUUUAUUUUGACGUAUAUGUUAAUGUAGAGUAAACAAUUUCAUUAAGUAGAACUCGUUUUACAGUAAGGAUAUAUUAUGUACUUUUGCCAGGCUAUUCAGUUCCUCAAUGCCAGUUCAACUUUUAUGACCUACUUCGUAUGCUGUUACUCUGUUAGUAUCUGA
This is a messenger RNA of Chenopodium quinoa (quinoa), 585 nucleotides long. RefSeq names its product protein transport protein Sec61 subunit gamma-1-like. Gene Ontology annotation, biological process: post-translational protein targeting to membrane, translocation; protein targeting. Gene Ontology annotation, molecular function: transmembrane protein transporter activity. The transcript has 3 exons. The coding region runs from base 135 to 344 and encodes 69 amino acids. The record is from RefSeq and is a predicted model, not a curated record. Gene Ontology annotation, cellular component: Ssh1 translocon complex; membrane. NCBI's taxonomy places the organism in Eukaryota, Viridiplantae, Streptophyta, Magnoliopsida, Caryophyllales, Amaranthaceae.